Messenger RNA from Solanum lycopersicum (tomato), 696 nucleotides. RefSeq lists its product as uncharacterized. The record is from RefSeq and is a predicted model, not a curated record. NCBI's taxonomy places the organism in Eukaryota, Viridiplantae, Streptophyta, Magnoliopsida, Solanales, Solanaceae. Gene Ontology annotation, molecular function: nucleic acid binding; RNA-DNA hybrid ribonuclease activity.
AUGACUGAAUACGAAUCUUGUAUUCUUGGUUUGAAAAUGGCCAUUGACAUCAAUGUUUACGAGUUAUUGGUUAUUGGAGACUCAGACCUUUUGAUUUAUCAGGUUCAAGGUGAAUGGGCCGUGAAGAACCCGAAAAUUAUACCUUACGUACAGUAUGUGCAAAAUUUGUGUAAAGUGUUUCGCAAGAUCGAGUUCAGACAUACUCCCAGAAUACAGAAUGAAUUAACCGACACUUUUGCCACCAUCGCUUCGAUGAUCAAACAUCCCGAUACUGAUUACAUUGACUCGCUGGAUAUAGAGUUGAAGGAACACCCAGUCCAUUGUUCACUCGUCGAAUCGGAACCAGAUGGUUUGCCUUGGUAUUUUGAUAUAAAGAGGUACUUGGAGUCUGGGACAUAUCCAGAAGACGCUACAUCUAAUCAGAAGAAGUUGAUACGCCGUAUAGCUCUCAAUUUCUUUCUAAAUGGAGAAGUCUUGUAUAGGAGGACUCCAGAUUUGGGUCUUUUAAGAUGUGUAGAUGCUGCUGAAGUUGUGAGGCUUAUUGAACAGAUACAUGCGGGAAUUUGCGGUACACACAUGAGUGGGCUUACUUUGGUAAGAAAGGUUCUUCGAGCCGAUUAUUUCUGGAUGAUAUGGAGAAUGACUGUUGCUAAUUCGUGCAAAAAUGCCACAAAUGUCAAGUGCACGGCGAUUUGA